This is a messenger RNA of Alternaria arborescens, 636 nucleotides long. RefSeq lists its product as hypothetical. The transcript has 4 exons. The record is from RefSeq and is a predicted model, not a curated record. Lineage: Eukaryota; Fungi; Ascomycota; Dothideomycetes; Pleosporales; Pleosporaceae. Bases 1 to 636 code for a protein of 211 amino acids. Gene Ontology annotation, cellular component: nucleosome. Gene Ontology annotation, molecular function: DNA binding; protein heterodimerization activity; structural constituent of chromatin.
AUGCAGGAAGUAGCUGAGACUUACCUUAUUAGCUACUUUGAGGAUUGCAACCUUAAUGCUAUUUACGCAAAAAGAGUUACUAUUAUGCAUAAAGACUCACAGCUUGCUAAGCGCUACUACUAUAAAUGUGAUCAGCAGGGUGGUGUCGCUCUGUUCGAUCUGAGUGACUGUACGUGGGGAUCCUUCUAUGAUACAAAUGCGCCAGGGUACGAAGUGCCUACCAAACUUGUAGAGAGGAUCGGCGGAACUAGGGCCGGCGGUGCCACUGUGGUGGAACCUGUCAGCGGGUAUGAUCAUCCAGCCAUCUCGGUCAUGUUCAAUCGGCCUGCAGCAACGAGCUCCCUUUCCGAUCUCUCAGUACACCCAGAUGGUAUCAAGUCCAGUCAUAUCGCCGGUGCUGUCGUCGGAGCAGUUGGAGGCUCCUUCAUCUUGGCGAUUCUAUUGGUUUGGGCUAUAAAAUGGAGGAGGAAAACUCUACAUGCAGCCAAGCCAGACACAGCUAUCGCGCAAGAAAAGGAAGAUGAUUUCUCAAUCACACAGGAACUACCCGCGAAGUCGAUGCGUGUGGAACUUGAUGAGCAGCGAUACAUUGCUGAACUGGACGGUGAGACAGGAAGUUUUGAUACAGCAAUGUGA